AUGCAACAGAACACCACUACACUGGAUCUCGAACGAUGUGACAUUGGUGACCAAGGAGCACAACAUUUAGCCGACGCUCUACAAGAUAACAAAACACUUAAUACAUUGAACCUUGGAGCCAAUGAUAUCGAUGAUCAAGGAGUACAAUACUUAGCCGAUAUGUUACAAGAAAAUAAAACACUCGUCACACUAAAUCUCAAUUGGAAUCUCAUUACCGACGAAGGAGUAUAUCAUCUUGCCAGUGCUCUACGAAAAAAUGAAACACUCAUCACAUUAUAUCUACGGGAUAAUAAGAUUGGCCCAGAAGGUGUAAAACAUCUUGUUAGUGUUCUACAAAAUAAUACAACACUCACUACACUUAACCUCUCCGACAACUAUAUCUAUGCACAAGGAGUACAAAUUCUUGUCAAUGCUCUUAAAAGAAACAAAACACUCACCACACUAAAUCUCAGGAACAAUGAUAUUCAUGUUGGUGGUGAAGGAGUACAAUAUCUUGCCGAUGCUCUGCAAGAAAACGAUGUACUUACUACAUUAGAUCUCGAAUUAAGUGGUGUGGAAUGUCGAGGAGCACAAUAUCUAGCAAAUGCUCUCGUGAAAAAUAAAGUAAAAUUUCUUGCUCGUUUUCGUAUCGUAUCACUUACAUAUUAUUUCACAUAG
Molecule: messenger RNA, 657 nt
Organism: Adineta steineri
Lineage: Eukaryota; Metazoa; Rotifera; Eurotatoria; Adinetida; Adinetidae
Source: the annotation of a GenBank genome assembly